This is a messenger RNA of Leopardus geoffroyi (Geoffroy's cat), 3695 nucleotides long. RefSeq names its product lymphatic vessel endothelial hyaluronan receptor 1 (gene LYVE1). Gene Ontology annotation, molecular function: transmembrane signaling receptor activity; hyaluronic acid binding. Lineage: Eukaryota; Metazoa; Chordata; Mammalia; Carnivora; Felidae. Gene Ontology annotation, cellular component: plasma membrane. The coding region runs from base 196 to 1167 and encodes 323 amino acids. The transcript is spliced from 6 exons. Gene Ontology annotation, biological process: cell adhesion. The record is from RefSeq and is a predicted model, not a curated record.
CGUCACUCAUUUCCCCCAGUGACCUUGACAAGUCAGAAGCUUGAAAGCAGGGAAAUCCGGAUGUCUCAGUUAUGAAAUGAAGCAGUGGGGCUCCAAUAUAUUUCCAGAAGACUCCAUCUAGACUGGUGAUUGCCUGCUUCUAUUACUACCAGUGACCACCCAGGGUGCUUCUCUGGCUCAUAAGGGAUUUGCAUAAUGGCCAAGUGCUUCAGCCUGAUGUUGCUUCUUGCCUCCAUCUGGACCACAAAGCUCCUGGUCCAUGGCUCUCUCCGUGUAGAAGAACUUUCCAUCUCAGCACCAUGCAGAAUUGUAGGGGUCACCCUUGUGAACAAAAAGACAACCCAGCAGCUGAAUUUCACAGAAGCCCAGGAGGCCUGUAGGCUGAUGGGACUAACUUUGGCCAGCAAAGACCAGAUUGAAGCAGCAUGGAGGUCUGGCUUUGAGACUUGCAGCUAUGGAUGGGUUGCAGAUAAGUUUCUGGUCAUCCCUCGGAUUCUCCCGAACCCCAAGUGUGGGAAGAAUGGGAUGGGUGUCCUGGUUUGGAGAAAUUCACUCAGCAAAAAGUUCUUGGCCUACUGUUACAACUCAUCUGAUACUCGGAUUAACUCAUGCUCUCCAGAAAUUAUCACCACCAAAGAUCCCAUAUUCAACACUCAUGAGGCAACAUACACAACAGAAAUGAUCACCAGUGACAGUGCAUACUCGGCUUCAUCUACUGUUGCACCUUACUCUACUACACCUACUCUUGCUCCUACUUCUGCUUUGGCUUCCACUUCUCGACGGAAAAGAAAGUUGAUUUGUGUAACAGAAGCUUUUAUGGAAACUAGCACCAUAUCUACAGAAACAGAAUCUUACAUUGAAAAUAAAGCAGCAUUCAAGAAUGAAGUUGUUGGGUUUGGAGGUGUCCCCACGGCUCUGCUAGUGCUUGCUCUCCUCUUCUUUGCUGCUGCAGCUGGUCUCGCAGUUUGCUACAUCAAAAGGUAUGUGAAGACCUUCCCUUUUACAAACAAGAAUCAGCAGAAGGAAAUGAUUGAAACCAAAGUAGUAAAGGAAGAGAAAGUUGAUGAUAGCAAUCCUAAUGGGGAAUCAAAGAAAGCUGAUAAAAAUUCAGAAGAGCCCAAGAGUCUGCCCAAAACUACAGUGCGAUGCCUGGAGGCUGAAGUUUAGAAGAGAAAGAAAUGAGAGGACACACCUGAGGCUGAUUUCUUUCCUGAUUCAUAUCCUGGCCCUAGAUGGGGAAACUUAAAGGGCCAAAGAACCAAACAAGAAAGUCCACCCUUGAUUCCUAAAUGGAAUCAACUCAGGGCUACUUUUGGAUUAUGGAGUUCACCAAACGGAAUUCCCUUCUUACUGCAAUCCUUUCUGGAUCCUCCUACCUCCAAAGCUUCCCACAGCCUUUCUAGCCUGGCUAUGUCCUAAUAAUAUCUCUGUAGGAGAAAGGAGAUUUACAAACCACAAGAACCUAAAACAGCUAAUCAGAACGCAUUUAUAAAGAGGCUUCUCAGCUGGCUGACAAGAGGUGCGUUGAGAACCAAGAGAUUGUUGAGACCAAGCUUUUCUCUAUUGAUUCCACAGGCCAGAUCCUUUCUUCAGCUCUGAAAAAGUAACAUGCAUCACCUGGCAUGCCCUUCUGAGCCAGGCAAGAACAAAAGAAGGAAGGAAAAGUUCAGCAACUGAAGGUCAUGGACAUUCCCAUGACUUGAGACCUGAUCUCUGUAAAGCCAAAAUAAGUAGAGAAAAAGAAUGAGGCCAAGGAUGUUGCCAGCAUAUUGUCAGCAGGGACUAUAAGUACAAACAGGGUCAAAGUAGUCAUCUCUGAAUAAUUUGAGUUGGAAUCACUUUUUAGAACACACUUUCUUUUCUCUCUCUCUCUCUUGCUGCUGCCAUUUUUUCUAGAAGUACAUAAUUUUAUAAAGGAACCCCCCCAAUCUCUUACAAAUUUUUAUUUUUAUCGGAGCUGUAUCUGGGAAAUUAGUACUGAAGAAAAUUACUGUAUUAAAAGGCAGUAGAAUUUAACAAACAUUUAUUGAAUUCCUACUAUAUGUCAGGUGCUGGGUAAGGUAUUAUAUUCUAUAAUAGAAUAUUAUUUAUCAAAAACUUACAAACAAUAAAAUGUAUGAAGCUAAUUUUUUCAGUUUUGAUAUCCUUAGCCUAUUUACUUGCAAAACUAAUUUUUUGCUAAGACUAAUCCAUUCACUAUUUUCUCUAAUAUGGCAGCCACUAUAACCUUAAUUUAUUAUUAACAUACCUAAAAAGUACAUUAUUACCUCUAUACACCAAAGCACAUUUUGAAAGCGUCAUUAACAAAUGUAUUGCCAGUUCUUUUAUCAGCAAGAAGGGCUCAAGAGGUGCAGAAAUAUUUGUGUCAAAAAAAAAAUAAAAGCAUUUAGAAAAUUUUGUUGCUCCCUUAUUUACAUAGAUGCGUUAUAAUUUUCAUGGAAAACUGAAGUAAUCUGUUUUUUGCAAAAGUAAGAGGGACAACUUUGGUUGUUGAAAAACAAAUAUUUGUAAACCCAGCGGUACAUACAUCACCAUGUGGGGUUAUGCUUGCUUCAGGGGGUCUUAUUUUAAGUUGGUCAAGUACUCACCCAUAAAACAGUCCUUUACUUAGGAUACAUUACAAUCCAUUUCAGAAUUCACAGAGAGCAGAAGAUUCAGGAUUGUUCCCCUGUCCUGUUUUUCUAGCUUUCUCUCUCCCUCUCUCUGGUCUUCCCUUUUGGACUAGUAUCUUCUUUCCCUUACCAGUGACUGCACAGCUAGCUAGCUCCAUGGUCCUUUCAGCUCAGAGACCAUAAACUGCUGGCACAGUCUUUGGUAGUUGGCCCAGAGUAUUAUCUUAAAUUUUGGGUUAAUUGCCAGGAAUUAAAACUUGAGGGGUGCCUGGCUAGCUCAAUCAGUAGAGUAUGUGACUCUUGACCCAGGAAUUGUGAGUUUGAGCCCCAUGUUGGGUGUAGAGAUUACUUAAAAAUAAAAUCCUUAAAGAAAUCAAGGAUUUUCACAUAUUUAUAUUUCUGGGUUCCCUUGAAAAGGGAAGAUCUGAGGGCACCUGGAUGGCUCAGUUGGUUGAACGUCUGACUUUGGCUCAGGUCAUGAUCUCGCGGUCUGGUCCCUGAGUUUGAGCCCUGCGUUAGGCUCUGUGCUGACAGCUCAGAGCCUGGAGCCUGCUUCAGAUUUUGUGUCUCCCUCUCUCUCUGCUCCUCCCCAACUCACGCUCUGUCUCUCUCUCUCUCUCAAAAAUGAAUACACGUUUUAAAAAACUUUUUUAAAAAGAAAAAUGGGAAGAUCUGGAAAUCAAGAACCCAUAUUCCUACACAACAAUAACUAUCUCAGACUGAGUAGUGGCUGUUCCCUUUAAAAGGUCUCUGCUUAACAGAAGACCAUGGGGGAGGGGAAGGGGAAAAAAAAAAGUUAGAGAGGGAGGGAGCCAAACCAUAAGAGACUCUUAAAAAAUGAGAAUAAACUGAGGGUUGAUGGGGGUGGGAGGGAGGGGAAAGUAGGUGAUGGGCAUUGAGGAGGAUACCUGUUGGGAUGAGCACUGGGUGUUGUAUAGAAACCAAUCUGACAAUAAAUUUCAUAUUAAAAUUCAUUCAUUCAUUCAUUCAUUUAAAAAAAAGGUCUCUUCUUGCUUCAUGCCACCACAGUGUUCACUGUCUAUCGCAUUUUCAUGCCAAAAUAAAGGUGCCAUGUCCUAUGGA